CAUACAUACUUACAAGGGAAAUCCACACCUUCCUCAUCAACACAUUAUCAGCGGUCUAGCAAAAGUAUAAAACAUCGGAAUUUAAGACAUGAGCAUCAGAGCACUACAACAGUCUUUGCAACGACAAUCAGAACGCGACACAAAGUAUUCAGCUAUCAGCUAAUAACAAAUUUUGUCAAAAUGCAGAAAAUCGUACUAUUUGCCGGCAUCAUCUGCGCGUUUUGCCUUUUCAAUGCUAACCAAGCUGCUCCUGCUGACACAGCUGCCCACGAAGCGGCAGAUGACCAACUGGCCCUGCUGGAGCAGGUUCCUGCUUUGGAGUUAAGUCGUGAUAAACGUGCCACAUGUGAUCUUCUAAGCGGUUUUGGACUUAAACACACUGCAUGUGCAGGACAUUGUUUAGUUCGUGGCAAUCGAGGCGGUUAUUGUAAUGGACGUGGCGUGUGUGUGUGUCGCAAUUGAGAGUAUGCUGCUGGAAACUGAGUUAAUAACUCACCAUUUUAAAAUAAAAUUAUAAGAAUAAAAG
Messenger RNA from Rhagoletis pomonella (apple maggot), 526 nucleotides. Its product is annotated as phormicin-like. The transcript has a single exon. The coding region runs from base 181 to 462 and encodes 93 amino acids. The record is from RefSeq and is a predicted model, not a curated record. NCBI's taxonomy places the organism in Eukaryota, Metazoa, Arthropoda, Insecta, Diptera, Tephritidae. Gene Ontology annotation, biological process: defense response to bacterium; humoral immune response.